Paramecium tetraurelia is the source of this 1452-nucleotide messenger RNA. RefSeq lists its product as uncharacterized. The record is from RefSeq and is a predicted model, not a curated record. The transcript is spliced from 3 exons. Lineage: Eukaryota; Ciliophora; Oligohymenophorea; Peniculida; Parameciidae.
AUGUAUUCGAUUAAAACAGAACCUCAACCAAUUGCAAUCGUUAGUUUACAAAUGAAUGAUACAGAUGAAGAAAUAAGAGUUUAUGAAGGGGAAGACGUAGAAAACAUUGUUAGACUAUUUUGUUAACAGCAUCAAUUGGGAUAAGAUUGUGUUCUGUAUUUGGUUGAUCAAAUAAAUCAAUAAUUACAAAGAGAACCUUCUCCUAGAUUUGGGGAUAGUUUCGGAAACAAAAACAUUUCUCAUCAACUUCUCUACCCUUGUCAUACUUAAUAGAGUGACAUUGGUAUUACUACGUAAGAUAGUAGUGUUAAUGAAAAUUAGAACUCAGCUUAAAAAAGUUAUGAAAUAUGGUAAAAAAUCAUAAAUUAAAAAACAGAUCUGAGAUAACUCAGUUCUGUAACUUAAAAUACAUUAUUAUGGAAUAUUCCCAGUUCAGCCAGAUCUUACAACGAUAAUAAAAAAGUCACAACCAAUGAAAGGCUUUAUCGGGAUGGCUUGGAUAGGUAAAAAACCAAACUGGAAUAGGCCGAAUAAUAUAAACUCCAGAAGUCCAUAUUGGAACAAAAAGAAUCUACUUUCUAACCUUUAAUAUCUCCUCGAUCCAGAUAAAUGGCAGAGUAGAAGAAAUUAAGUAGACCUGAUUGUUCUAUUAAUAAUAUUGGAUUUCAAUUGUAUUAAAAGGGUUUAGAUAUGAAUUCAAAGAAGGAAAUACAUCGAAUGUAAAUGUAAGAAUAGGAAAGAAAAUAAUCUCCUUUUUAACCUAGAAUCACGGACACAAGUAGAAAUAAUUCUCAAAAUAGAUCAAAUACUCCAAUUCAUGAAAAACUCUAUUGUUAAGCUAAAGAAGAUAAGAAAAAGAAGGAAGACUUUUAAAAUAGAGAGUUUUCUAAAAUUCAUCCAUUCCAUCCUAAUUCCUCAAAAAACCAAAUUAAACAAUCUACUAUUUAACAAAAGAAAUUCGUUGAUAAAUUAUUCAAAGAACAAGAAGAAAAAUAGAAAAGAAUAGAGAAAAAAAAACAAGAGUUCUAAAUUCAAACUUAAAGUCAUGUUACUUUUAAACCAACCAUCAAUAAAGAUGCUACUUAUAAGAAGGUUAGUGAAAAGAAAGAAAAUGAGGAUAUCAAGAUUGCCUUAGAUUUAUAGAAAAUGCAAUCGCGUUUAUAAAGUAAGAAUUCUUUUAGUCAAUCUGAGACGAGAAUUUCAUCACAAUAAAGCUUGCAAUCUUUGCUUGAUUUGAAAAUUUAGAGAAUUUUCAAUAAAUUAGACAGUGAUAAGGAUGGAUAUAUUAGCAAAGAUAAUCUGAGUUUGGAGGAACUGGAUUGUGAGACCAAGAAGAUUAUUGAAGUGGUUCUAAAUUAAAUUGAAGAAGACUCGUAUACGGAGAUUAAUUUAAAAGGGUUUAAGAAGCUUUGUGAGAUGCAUCAUUUGCAAGAAUAAUUAAAUAGUUUAUGA